Messenger RNA from Gracilinanus agilis (Agile Gracile Mouse Opossum), 999 nucleotides. It is a transcript of the gene B3GALT6, whose product is annotated as beta-1,3-galactosyltransferase 6. Bases 1 to 999 code for a protein of 332 amino acids. The transcript has a single exon. Gene Ontology annotation, molecular function: UDP-galactosyltransferase activity. Gene Ontology annotation, cellular component: membrane. NCBI's taxonomy places the organism in Eukaryota, Metazoa, Chordata, Mammalia, Didelphimorphia, Didelphidae. The record is from RefSeq and is a predicted model, not a curated record. Gene Ontology annotation, biological process: glycosaminoglycan biosynthetic process.
AUGAACCUGCCGCGGCUCGUGUGUAGGCACCGCACGGCGUUGGUGCUGGCUGGCCUGGCGCUGUCAGCCACCGCGCUGCUCUGGCUGGCCAGGUGCGCGCCCGAAGGCACGGGGGGCGGGCACGCGGCGGCAGCGCAUGCGCCAGCCGAGGCGGGCGAGCCCGCGGAGCGCACAUUCCUAGCCGUGCUGGUGGUGAGCGCGCCCGCGGGUACGGAGAGGCGGCGCGCCGUACGCAGCACGUGGCUAGCGGACGCUGGGCAACCGGGGCCACUAGCAGACGUGUGGGCACGCUUCGUGGUAGGUACGGCCGGGCUGGCGGCCCCAGAGCGGCGCGCGCUGGAGAGGGAGCAGACGCUGCAUGGCGACCUGCUGCUGCUGCCCGUGCGCGAUGCCUACGAGAAUCUCACGGCCAAGGUGCUGGCUAUGUUCGCGUGGCUCGACGAACGUGUGGCCUUCGAUUUCGUGCUCAAAGCCGACGACGACACGUUCGCACGCCUGGGCGCCCUGCGCGACGAGCUGCGUGCGCGGGGGCCCGAGCAGCGCCGCCGCCUCUACUGGGGCUUCUUCUCGGGGCGCGGGCGCGUGCAUGCCGGCGGGCGCUGGCGCGAGGCCGCCUGGCUGCUAUGCGACCACUACCUGCCCUACGCGCUGGGCGGCGGCUACGUGCUCUCGGCAGAUCUGGUGCGCUUCGUGAGCCGCAACCGCGACGAGCUGCAGCACUGGCGCAGCGAGGAUGUGUCCCUGGGCGCCUGGCUUGCCCCCAUCGACGUACACCGCGAACACGACCCGCGUUUCGACACCGAGUAUCGCUCUCGAGGCUGCAGCAACCAGUACCUUGUGACGCACAAGCAGAGCCCCGACGACAUGCACGCCAAGCAGCGCAGCCUGCUUCAGCAUGGCCACCUGUGCCCACAGGAGGUGCGCCUGCGCCUCUCUUACGUCUACGACUGGGAUGUGCCGCCCUCCCAAUGCUGCCGCCGCCGCGAAGGCAUUCCUUGA